GGACAAUUAACAUUGCUAGCUCAUGGUUGCUCAACGCGCAUGGCCCCAUACGGCGAUCUAGAGGAUAUACAGGGUCGUCCCACGGGCACAUUUAAUUCACAGGUAUUGCAGGGUGGCGAAGCGGAGUUUGAAACGCGAACAUACUUGGUCGGGUUUGCUGCUCGCCAUCAUCAACAACCUCGACGCUUGCCAUUCCGACGUCUUAAGCGUACGGCUCCUUACCUUCUUUUAAACCACACAGUCUCUUCAAGUUACACUCCUUCCGACGUUAUUAUGGACCAGACUUUCGACGUUUCUGACAAACUUCAAGAAUCCAGUAUGGCAGCCAAACAGAGGUUUGAAUCGUUCAAGAUGGGUGGUGGCGCUCCAGCCAAUAGUUUAAACAAUUACAUUCCAAAACAUUCACAUGGACGAUCUCGCUCUCGCAACAGUUCAACCUCUUCUCUUGCAACAUUAUCUAUUUCUGCUUCUGCACCUUCAUUCCCCUCUCCAGUUGAAUUUUCUUUCAAUAAUGCACCUUCAAACGCACUUCCUCCAAAGCGCCCAAAUUCCCAUCACAGGCGUCGUUCUUCUGUAUCAACUCGCCGCGAGUCGGCAGAGCUUAUGGGCGUGUCCCUUCCUGACCUUCCAGCAGCUAAUUCAGAUGAUAACGUAAAUCUUGGCGACAGGGAUUCUAUUCGUCGCAGGGCACUCUGGGCUCUUGAGGGAAAGCCUGACCUUGCUUUCUCCAAGGUCGAAAUUCCUGAUAUCACGUCACCCAAUCUGUCAAAGUCUUUUGACUUCCCAACCAAGCCUGGGCAUAGUAUUAGUAGCCUCAUGAACAAGCGCGAUUCAUUCGGCAAACUCUUUACUUCUACUUCUAACUCCAAAGAUCAGCUUCAGACACUAGUUGAGGAGGAAGAAGAAGAGGAAGAGGAAUCCCAAGAAGAACGUCCCGCUCAAGUUGCCGAGGUUGUCGAGGAAUCUACGGAAGCUCCCGCUGUCCCACUCGUUACUCCAGCUUCUACAAUGACAAAAUCUGUUUCACGUCACCGUCCUGCCAGCCUUAAUCUCAGGCCCCUCUCUCUCGUUUCUGGAAAUGCUGUCAGUUGCACACCCGGAAAUCUACCCACGCCCACUCUUACGCCGCACCAUCCGCCCAAUGGUCUGAGAUCUCUCGCCUUGACAUCCGGCUCUGACACCUCGUUCACGAACGCCAAACUCACGAAAGGAAGCACGGAUUGCCACUCCACCACUGUCACGCCAUCUUCAUCCGGUUCCUUCAGUCUCACUUCACAUCGUUCUAUCUCAUCUGAAAGCUCUGAUAUCAGCAGGAAACGCAGCAGCAUUUCAUACAAACGCUCCGUUACUUCCAUUCCUCGUGACAUGGGUGUUUUGCCCACACCUGAUUCAACUCCUACCGACCGCCGGUUUUCAGAGUUAAACGAUUCCCUUGCCACAGCCGAGCAACAUUUUUUAUUUAGAUCGCACAAUCGCACGCUACGUUCGCGAUCGAUGUCCCGAUCGCAGGCUUCGGCAGCAUCAUCCGAGCCAAGCGACGAGAUGCUGCAGCUGAUUUCAGAUCUUAAGGCUGAGCGUGACGAGCUGAAGAGAGACGUAGAUGGAUGGCGCAUGCGCGUAGCUAAUGCAGAUAAACAAGCCGGCGUCCUAGCAAGGCGAGUUGAGGCUGAAAGAAGAGAAGCCUGGGUGGCUCGCUCGCGGCUUGGUCUACUGGAAGUCGAGAAGCGUAGCCUGGACAAGACCCUCGGUAAUUUGAAUGCCGAACUCCAGCAAUCAAUAAACCAGAGCGAGCAAUUUAAGAAGGAAUGUGAUGGUAUGAGGGAGGAACUGGACAGGUUGCGUGCUCGUCUCCGAGAUGCUGACAACGCAGUAAAUGAAGUCAUCCGCCUCCGCGCCGCACUCGAACAAGAGAGGACCAGGCGCGCCGAGCUAGAGAAAGUUCUAGAUGACGCCGGAUUGCUCAAUACUCCCACCAUUCCACUUUCUGUUGGUGGGCAGGACGAAAGUUCAGUACCUAGUCGGUCUUAUGACAUCCGUCCUCGUGGACUUGGCUUCCAGUCCAUCGACUCUGACGGUUCUUCGACUGAUGUCGAGUCUGUCGAUCACAGCUUUACCAAGGCUGAAUUGACCCUCGAUGCUGUCACAGAGGAAGAUGAGGAUGGGUACCAGGACAGCUGCGACUUUUCUGACGAGGAUGAGUUGGCCGGUUACGAAGAUGCAGAAGACUCUGACAUCAGUUUUCAGAGUCCAGAUGGCUCAUCCAUCGGCUCCGCGGGCGAACUCGACCUCAAGCCAGUCUCAGUCCUGAACGAGGCUACAAACCGACUCAACUCAUUGUCCAAACCAGCUUCGUCGAGGUCUUCGCAUUCUCGACACAAUUCACUAUCUAAGACGUGGACAUUCCCCAGGGGCCAGCCUCUCACAGUCAAGCGUGAUGUUGAUGAGGUCGACCGAUUCUUUGGAUGCCUCGAUGACGCUGAAAACUCCCCUCCACUUGGUUCUGAGGAGAUGGGCAAAGCGAUGUUCACAUCGACAUUCGGUCUUUCCUACGAUGAUGACGAUGAGUUGCCACCUUUUGUCAUCCCUUCAGACGUUGGCACUGUCGUCGAUUCGACGUCGAGGAGCCUUGAUAUUGUGAUGGAGGAAGACGAAGAUGAUGAAGGCGACGCUGAUGACGAGAAUGAUGGCGAACUCCAUGGCGAGGAAGUUGAGGGCGGGAUCCGUUUCACAUUCAACCCUCCGCCAACUGUCUGCGGUCCUCCUCCUGUUAUCUGCAUCACGCCUCCAACUGAUUCCGAAUCGGUAUCUGCUGCGAGAAAACCUGUCCUUAUCUAUGAGCCUUUUGAUGAUGAGGAAGAUGAUGCUUUCCCCUUCACUUUCCCCCAGCGCAGAGUACAGGAGCCGAUCACUCCACCGUCCUCUUCACCACCAACUUCGGAGAGCAGCAGCCGUCCAUCAAGCCGAACAAGUAGCUCUCCAUCGUCAAUUCCUCGUGCAACUUCACUGCGCUCAUUCAUGCCACUCACACCGCCCUCUUCUGCUACACCACUCAGAAGCGCGAGUGAUCGUUUUAAUGCACAGGCAGACUGUCCGACGACAUCAUUUGUUACCCCUCCGUCACGGCGCGGCGGGACCACCUCAUCCUUCAUUCCUCAACCAGUCUCGCCAUCGCCAUCGAAGAUUUUCAGUCCUUCAAAAUCCCGCGUUCCUGUUCCGCUGAUGCUCAACGGUGCAACUCUCAGAUAUUACGACACCUCUGAGAAGAUAGCAGAAGCGAAAUCAGAUUCCUCCGACACUUGUGAAUACCUUGAUCAACACGCCUCGACUUCAUCUUUAUCGUCAAUUAUGCAUUCACCGCUCGCGGCACGAUUUUCAUUCCAGACAUUGUCAAAUUUUAUUCCCCUCUCGUGGACGCCGGGUGCGGCUGCGAUUGCAUCGCGCACUGUACCUGGGACCUCAGUUGGCUCGACUGAUGAUGUUGCAGAGGCAGCAUCAUCAUUUUCUAGUGCCUGUCCUGGUGUACAACGCUCGAUUGAGAGGAGAUUUGUUUCCAGGGAUCAGCAAUUGGAGAAGCUGAGGAAUCGACUGGGCAAUAACCAUAUUAACGGCAUAGGACGCUGUCUUGCGGUCGCUCCUUGCGGUGCUGGCAAGGGUGCCAAUAUUUUCUUGUGAACAACCCUGCUAGUAUGUUGCCCGAUAUAUGCUUGUCCUAGCCCAUGUCUUUUUCUUUCCUAUGUUCCUCCUACUCCUACCCCUACAUCUCCGAUUGACGUGUCACAUACUCUCACAUCCCCCUCAUUUUUCUUUGUCGUGUUAUGACUGCCCGGAGGGGCAGGUCAUGUUAUCCUGUGCCAAUAUUGUUGUCUUUGUAUUAUAUUAUUACGUACCUUCUAAGAACAUCUGAGGAAUGUCCUCAUUCAUGCUCAUAUUUUUUAUGCAUUUCUUGGGUCUCA
Suillus fuscotomentosus is the source of this 3953-nucleotide messenger RNA. RefSeq lists its product as uncharacterized. NCBI's taxonomy places the organism in Eukaryota, Fungi, Basidiomycota, Agaricomycetes, Boletales, Suillaceae. The transcript has 9 exons. The record is from RefSeq and is a predicted model, not a curated record. The coding region runs from base 40 to 3672 and encodes 1210 amino acids.